Messenger RNA from Daphnia pulicaria, 1606 nucleotides. It is a transcript of the gene CaBP1, whose product is annotated as protein disulfide-isomerase A6 homolog. The transcript has 4 exons. The record is from RefSeq and is a predicted model, not a curated record. Gene Ontology annotation, biological process: response to endoplasmic reticulum stress. NCBI's taxonomy places the organism in Eukaryota, Metazoa, Arthropoda, Branchiopoda, Diplostraca, Daphniidae. Gene Ontology annotation, molecular function: protein-disulfide reductase activity; protein disulfide isomerase activity. Bases 149 to 1447 code for a protein of 432 amino acids. Gene Ontology annotation, cellular component: endoplasmic reticulum lumen.
AGUAGAUGUGUCAAAAAUCUAUUGCUUCUUAGAAGGCCAGAAUGAUGCUUUGAUCACAGUCACAUUUGACCGGCAGUUUAGUUUUGCUUUCUUUCUCGUCCUGUUAAGGUUUUAUAUUUGAACUGGAGAUUGAUACACAACUUCAGUCAUGAUUAAAAUAGCCUUCUACUGCUUUAUCGCUUGUUUUGUGAGCUUGACUCACGCAUUAUAUCCUUCCAGUUCGGACGUAAUUGAACUCACACCAAGCAACUUUAAUAAACUUGUUAUCAACAGUGAUGAAGUGUGGGUUGUGGAAUUCUAUGCACCAUGGUGCGGUCAUUGUAAAUCAUUAGUACCUGAGUACACAAAAGCUGCAUCAGCGUUAAAGGGUGUUGUCAAAGUUGGAUCUGUCGAUGCUGAUGAGCACAAAUCACUAGGUGGUCAGUAUGGUGUUCGUGGCUUUCCUACAAUUAAAAUCUUUGGAAGCAACAAGAACAAACCAGAUGACUUCAAUGGCCAGAGGGCAGCUCAAAGUAUUGUGGAAGCAGCUUUAAAGGCUGCCAAAGACAAGGUUGAGGGGCAAAUGGGUGGUGGAAAAAAGAAAUCUUCCAGCUCUAGCAAGGAUGAUGUAAUUGAACUUACUGAUGAUAACUUUGAUAAACUAGUCCUGAAAUCAGACGACAUCUGGCUGGUUGAGUUUUAUGCUCCUUGGUGUGGCCAUUGCAAAAAUUUGGCUCCCCAUUGGGCUCAAGCAGCAAGUGAACUAAAAGGGAAGGUUAAACUGGGUGCUCUCGACGCAACCAUCCACACAUCAAAGGCCAGUCAAUAUGGCAUCCAGGGUUUCCCUACAAUUAAGUAUUUCCCUGCUGGCCCCAAAACUUCCUCUUCGGCUGAAGAAUACGACGGUGGCCGAACAUCAGGAGAUAUCGUCACCUGGGCUUCCAACAAAGCUGCGGAAAAUAUUCCUGCUCCAGAAAUCAAACAACUGACUGGCGAAGAUGUGAUGAAAUCAAACUGUGUAGAUCAUCCGCUUUGCGUUGUCGCAAUUCUUCCAAAUAUCUUAGACUGUCAAUCAGAAUGUCGUAAUGGAUAUUUGAAAACAUUGGCAGCUCUUGGAGACAAGUACAAGAAGAAAAUGUGGGGGUGGAUCUGGUCUGAAGCUGGGGCACAGCCUGAAGUAGAGGAUGCUUUAGGUUUAGGUGGUUUCGGCUACCCUGCCAUGUCUGUGUUCAGCCCCAAAAAACUUAAAUAUUCUGUCCUUCGUGGAUCGUUUGGAAAUGAUGGUAUCAACGAGUAUCUGCGAGAUCUAUCUUAUGGACGAGGAUCCACUUUCCCAGUCAAGGGUGCCACCAUUCCUGCUGUUCAAUCCAUCACACCAUGGGAUGGAAAAGAUGGACAACUUGAAAUUGAAGAGGAAAUUGAUUUGUCUGAUGUAGACCUAGAUGAUUUAAGUAAAGAUGAGCUGUGAAACACUUCGUUCGGCUAUAAAGCAUUUUCAUCGAAUUCUUGUUCGGGGAUUUUCACGACGUGUUGUGAAGACGCGUGUUGAUCCUGAACAUUAUUAUGUUUGUCAUAUUUCAUUUUUCAUUCUCAAAAUAAAACUGUCAUACCUUGACAUUUCAUAGUU